This is a messenger RNA of Botrytis porri, 2256 nucleotides long. RefSeq lists its product as uncharacterized. The record is from RefSeq and is a predicted model, not a curated record. The transcript has 8 exons. NCBI's taxonomy places the organism in Eukaryota, Fungi, Ascomycota, Leotiomycetes, Helotiales, Sclerotiniaceae. The coding region runs from base 1 to 2256 and encodes 751 amino acids.
AUGUCAAAGAAUAUGGCAACAAGAGGAGAUCCUUCGGGGUUGAAGAAUCGCAAUGUCUCCAGACAGACAGUGCCAGCUCGACGUGGAGGCGAGUCACAAAAUCAAGGCAGCAGGAUGACGCAUUCUCCGACCCCAAGCGCUGCUAUAUCGGUGCGGAGUUCCAAUAUGCGAUUACACCUCAUUACCCCAACAGACAAAGUUGUUGUUGGUUUAGACUAUGGAACUACAUUCACAUCUGUCUCUUACAGCAUUGUUCCAAUCAACUGUGGUAAUAUGAAAGGCUCUGCUAAUGAUAUCUUGAGUGUGAUCAACUGGCCAAGCGACGGAGAAGAUGGCCAGAGGAAGCAAGUUCCAACAGAGAGUUGGUACUCACCAGAGCCGGUCGAGCGGCAUCGGAACGAUGAAGAUCAGAUAUUUGAUGAGAAUCUAUUCGAUUUAUCUCAAGGACAACAUCCAUUGCUUCUUGGUGGAGUAGGUGGAGACACCAUCAAUGAGCCCGAAGAUUCGGAAAUGGAAGAUGAACUUUCUGUCGAUUUUCUUUGGGGGUACAGCGUACCAUAUCAAAUGUACAAGGCAAAUUCAACACGAAGUCAGAGACGUCUCGUGAAGAGAGCUAAACUCAUGUUGGUGGAAACCGAGUACACUAAUGAAGAUCGAAAGGGUCUUCGAAGCACAUUAACUGGCCUUCUCAAGGAAGGCAUCAUACGAAGACACGGUAUACGAUCCAAAACCGAAUCUGAUAUGUGGGAUGCUGUUGAUCCAAUCUCAGAUUAUAUCGUGAAGGUAUUACAGCAUACCAAAGAACAAUUGAAAAAACUUCAUGGGUUCACUGAUAAAACCCCUGUGGAUUUCGUCAUGACUGUACCUACUGUCUGGUCCCCAGAAGCUUCCCGUGUACUUCAAACGUCUGUCAAGACAGCCAUUCAGGCGACCACCUUCGGAAAUCCUUGGAGAACAACUGCGGACAAUCUUUUCCUCAUCUCUGAGCCUGAAGCUGCCGCUACGUUCCUCUUGGAAAGUUCAGAGGAUAUUUCUCUUGGUGAGACUUUCAUUAUCGCUGACUGCGGCGGUGGAACUGUCGAUGUCGUCACAUAUGGAGUCAGCAAUCGGUAUCCGCUACGUCUGCAGGACGAAAAAAUCCAGCCUAUAGGGGAUAAUUGCGGUUCCAGCUAUCUUAAUGACAAUUAUAAAGACAUGUUACUUAAUCGCCUCCAAGACGAAGAUUAUCUCUUCAGGAAUGGCGAUAACCUUGAGUCGAUCGUCAAUCGAUUGAUACCAGACUUUGAGAAUGAAUACAAGAGACGAGUUAAUGUCAUGAAAAGGUGUGGUCACAGGGUUUAUAUAGCUGGCUUGCGCGGUGAUGAACAAAUGAAUCGCGUUGGUCUAGCGGAAAAGCGUUUCGAGGCUAAUUAUUUACACAUGACUUUGAGUGAUUAUAAAAAAAUCUUCUUUCCUCUUCUUAAACGUAUCUCAAAUUUGCUGGAGAACCAGAUUCGACAAGCUGUAGAAAAAAAACUUGUGGUCAAGAAAGUAUUCCUCGUUGGUGGCUUUGGUGGUUCUUCCUUGAGAAGUUAUCUCAAGCACUGGCUUGCAGACGAAUCUGCGAAACUUAAAUUAAAUAUCGAAUUGGUAGCAGAUAGGCACAAAUGCAUUACAGCUGUAGCAUCGGGUGCUGUUCUUCGUGCUCUUGAUAAGAAAAAUGGGCCCCAAAGAAUUUCCCAAUCAAGCUAUGGUUUCCUCCGCCAUGAGCCAUGGCAACCUCGAACAUAUCCCGGGCAUGAAAGUGCCAGGCCAGAUGAGAGUGAAUUGGAUAGUGAAAAAUAUGUAGCCACAAUCGAUUACUUCAUGGUCAAGGGAAACUCAAUCCGUCUAGACCAUCAAUUUUCUCUAUUUCCUACCUAUCACACUUUUCCAAUCGACGAAAAGAAAUUCCUCUGUGAAGAAAUUCUCUAUGUUUCUGACACCGCUACAGAAUCUCACUACAGUCGCAGGAAUCUUAAAAAUGCUGACGCACAAAUCGCCGGCCGCAUCAUCGUAGAUAUGACGUUUCUCCGCGACAAAGGUAUCAUCAAACCUGUAUACCCUGAAGAAGGUAUGGAAGGGAAGGAACAUUAUCGAGUUGAAUAUGAAUUAGUGGCCAAAGUCGAAGGGAGAGCGCUCAGAUAUGAGGCUAGAUAUCCAGCUGGAGAAGGUGGGAAAGUACGAGGCGAGGGACAAUUCAGUAUUGCGGCUGCUUCUAAGGAAGGAACUGCUUAG